AUGCUGCGCAUACCACGAUUAUCCGACAUGGUCGUCAUGACCAAGCGCGCUCUCAGCCCGACUGACGGCUCCGAGAAGACCAAAGCUGCUAUUGUUGUUGGUAGUGUUGGUGCCGUUCUGCUCUUUGCCAUCAUCCUUUUCUUUGUGCUCCGAAGUAUUCGACUACCCAAGAAUAUCCGACAGGCCCAGGCCGCAGCCCGCGCUCACGCGAGAUCUCAAAGACCCCGACGAUCAUGGAUCCAAACCAUCCUCUCGCCUUUCCGUCGCAAUGACCGCCCAUCCGCUAGUACUGCCACUCGAGAAAUGACCCAAGACCCCGAGGCCGCAGUCAAUAGGCACACGAGUAUCCGUAGUAUCGCCACUCUCCCUGCCUACUCUGCCGUGCCUCUUGAAAAUGAGGGUGUUCUUGGUCGCGAAGGUGAAAGAGCAGGCAUGGACACAGUCGUAGAGUUUCCUGAAACCACCGAGGAGGAAGAAGGCAGAAGAGAAGCCGAGAUGGAGUCUCUCUGGCAGAUUCGUCAGCAACGCAGACAAGAGGCCGCUGAAAGAGAAGACCGUAGGCGUCGUCGACGCGAAGCACGUGCUCGAGGAGAUCUGGAGGCUCUCAGCGCUCUGCGACACGAGACGGCUCUACGUGUUACUCUGGAGCGUGCCAACGGCUCAAGUUCCAUGAUUGCCGAGCACAACGCCAGGCCUCGAGAGAGAAGGAUCAGCGCAGUUUCGUAUGGUGACUUGGGCGUUGCUCGCCAUGAUGGCUCGCGUGUGCGCGCGAACUCUACCGAGUCUGAUAGCCGCCCUCUGCUCAAUGACGCCUCUCGUGUAGGCAGUACCAACCCUCUUCGACCUUGGCUAUCCCGCGCUUCUUUCUCUACCCAUCAUCGGAUGGCUUCUGCCACAUCCGUUGUGACUACUGAUAGCGCAGACCAAGAUGACAGUGACUUUGAGGUCAUUUCCCUUCAACACACUUCCUCUCGUCCACGCUCAUCGCGAGCUCAUUCUCGAGCCCAUUCCAUCAACCUGAGCCUUCGAAGAACUUCGACAACACAAGUGAACCAGCUUCCUCGAGCCGAUGGUGAUUUGGGUGAGAGCCGAAUCCCUCUCCCUGAGCUACCACGAUAUGAUGCCAUGGGUUUUGAAGAAGCCCCUCCCUACGAAGAAAUUCAUUCAGCACGACCAUCCCUUUCGAGGGCAAAUAGCCAAACACGAAGAAGUGAGAACAGCAGUCCACUGUCUUCCCUGCCCGAGAUUGUCCGUCUCCCAAGCAUUCGCAUCAAUGAGGCAUCCCCUACCGAGUCCCCUCGUCAAUUCAACUUCCCAGCCAACCCCAGGCCAACAACUGCAUCGACGAUCGAUGAAGAAACGACCAUUUAA
Aureobasidium melanogenum CBS 110374 is the source of this 1371-nucleotide messenger RNA. RefSeq lists its product as uncharacterized. The coding region runs from base 1 to 1371 and encodes 456 amino acids. The transcript is spliced from 2 exons. The record is from RefSeq and is a predicted model, not a curated record. NCBI's taxonomy places the organism in Eukaryota, Fungi, Ascomycota, Dothideomycetes, Dothideales, Saccotheciaceae.